CCAAACAAACCAUUCUUUCUCCAAAGCCAAGCCUUUCCCGCUAGGCCAUUGACACAAACAAUACAUCUUCAGUUACAAACCCGCACCGCCGGAGAAAGAGAGAGAAAAUGAAGUACGUAUUGGUUACGGGAGGAGUGGUGAGUGGGCUGGGCAAAGGCGUCACUGCCAGCAGCAUAGGCGUCGUCCUCAAAGCCUGCGGACUUCGCGUUACUUCCAUCAAAAUUGAUCCUUACUUGAACACUGAUGCUGGUACCAUGUCUCCCUUUGAACAUGGGGAGGUUUUUGUUCUUGACGAUGGUGGAGAGGUUGAUUUGGACCUGGGAAAUUAUGAGCGAUUCCUAGAUGUAACGCUUACAAGAGAUAACAACAUUACUACGGGAAAGAUAUAUCAGUCUGUCCUUGAGAAGGAACGGCGAGGUGAUUACCUUGGGAAGACUGUUCAGGUGGUACCACACAUCACAGAUGCCAUUAAGAAUUGGAUUGAAGCAGUUGCUGUCAUUCCUGUCGAUGGACAAGAAGGUCCAGCAGAUGUUUGUGUGAUAGAGUUGGGAGGGACUGUAGGUGACAUCGAAUCAAUGCCAUUCAUUGAGGCUCUGCGACAAUUGUCCUUUUCAGUUGGCCACGAUAACUUCUGUCUUGUUCAUGUGAGCUUGAUACCAGUACUGGGCGUUGUUGGAGAACAAAAAACGAAACCGACGCAACAUAGUGUCCGGGAACUUAGAGCACUAGGUUUGACUCCUCACCUUUUAGCAUGUCGCUCUGCUCAGCCUUUGUUGGAGAGUACAAAGGAGAAACUUUCACAGUUUUGCCAUGUUCCUGCUGGUAAUAUUCUCAAUAUCCAUGAUGUUCCAAACAUUUGGCAUGUCCCUCUCUUACUUAAGAACCAAAAUGCUCAUCACUCAAUUCUAAAGCAGCUAAACUUACUCGACCUGGCUGCACCUCCUGCUUUACAAGACUGGACCAGGAUGGCUGAGACAUUUGACAAUCUCACCGAAUCUGUGAGGAUUGCAUUGGUUGGGAAAUAUGUUAACCUAGCAGAUUCAUAUCUUUCUGUUGUGAAGGCCCUUUUGCAUGCCUGCAUCGCGUGUUCUUUGAAGCCAUCGAUUGAUUGGAUUGCAGCUUCUGACCUUGAAGAGGAUAGUGCUAAAUUGACACCAGGAGCACAUGCUACUGCAUGGGAGACUUUGAGGAAUGCUGCAUGUGUCUUGGUUCCCGGUGGAUUCGGAGAUCGUGGUGUUAGAGGUAUGAUAUUGGCUGCAAAGUAUGCUAGAGAGAAUAGUGUUCCCUUUCUUGGGAUUUGCUUGGGCAUGCAGAUUUCUGUCAUUGAGUUUGCUAGAUCUGUUUUGGGUUUGGAAAGUGCAAACAGCACAGAGUUCGAUGAUCAGACACCAAAUCCAGUUGUAAUUUUCAUGCCUGAGGGUUCAAGAACUCAUAUGGGAAGCACAAUGAGACUUGGAUCUCGAAGAACACUAUUCCAGACCCCUGAUUGUAUUACUUCAAAACUGUACCACAAUUCAGAGUAUGUGGAGGAACGGCAUCGGCACAGAUAUGAGGUGAACCCUGAAGUUAUUGGAACUCUAGAAGAAGCUGGCCUCAAAUUUGUUGGGAAAGAUGAUAGUGGAAGGCGGAUGGAGAUUUUAGAGCUUCCACAUCAUCCCUUCUAUGUAGGAGUACAAUUUCAUCCAGAAUUCAAAUCACGGCCUGCGAGGCCAUCAGCUCUAUUUUUAGGUCUUAUAUUGGCCGCAAGGGGACAGUUAGAAGCAUAUCUGGACAGGCAUCAAAAUGGAACUUGAUUUGCAGCUUGUCCCACUCUUCUUAUCUUCCAGAUCAUUCUUUCAAGGAAAAGGAAUUGAUGCUUUCUGGCGGAUUAUCAUGAAGGUUUCCAAACUGAGUAAUGUUACAUACAGUCAUGGAGUGCGCCAGCGCCGUGCAGUCAUUUUGAAAAAGAGUGGGUCUCUAUUUAUUCACUUUUUUCAAAGUGAUUGCGUGACGCUUGCACACUCACAAUUGCAACUAUCAUUUUUCUUCCAAACUGGACGCCCGAUACGAUUUCCUGCUGCAUUUUGAAGUUUUGUUUUCCUCAGUUCAAGGCAUUGCAUAGCAACAAAAUAUGCAAAGCCAUUUGCUGUACGAUGGCAACGAUGAUUGCUUGUCAACAUUGAGUUUUUACGAAAGCCAAACAUAGUUAUCAUGUUACUUUUCGGUUUUAGACUACUUCUCUCACUGUUUAAUGGCCAGUAACAGGCCCUUUUGAUUGACAAGACCAAGUAGGACUCAGAUGUUUAAUUCAAAACUUUUCCUGUAGGAGCUCUUAUAUCUCAUUGUGCAAUGUAUGAUCUUCCAGGAUUUGAAAACUGUUGACAAUAGAGAUCUCUGGAUGUAUGAAAGUAUAUCUAUAAUGGGACUUUGUGGCAUAGUAUGAGCAACAUGAGUUUAUGCAAUUGUA
Messenger RNA from Juglans regia (Persian walnut), 2446 nucleotides. Its product is annotated as CTP synthase-like. Gene Ontology annotation, molecular function: identical protein binding; CTP synthase activity. The record is from RefSeq and is a predicted model, not a curated record. NCBI's taxonomy places the organism in Eukaryota, Viridiplantae, Streptophyta, Magnoliopsida, Fagales, Juglandaceae. Bases 108 to 1793 code for a protein of 561 amino acids. Gene Ontology annotation, biological process: pyrimidine nucleobase biosynthetic process; CTP biosynthetic process. The transcript has 23 exons.